Spodoptera littoralis (African cotton leafworm) is the source of this 384-nucleotide messenger RNA. Lineage: Eukaryota; Metazoa; Arthropoda; Insecta; Lepidoptera; Noctuidae. The record is from the annotation of a GenBank genome assembly.
AUGAAACUCGUUAGGUUUUUAAUGAAACUGAGCCACGAGACGGUCACAAUCGAACUGAAGAAUGGAAGUGUUGUGCACGGAACGAUAACCGGAGUCGAUGUAGCAAUGAACACACACUUGAAAGCUGUUAAAGUUACGUUAAAAAACAAGGAAGAACUUCAGCUAGAGACAUUGAGUAUUCGUGGGAAUAAUAUUAGGUAUUACUUGCUGCCUGACAGCUUGCCUUUGGAGACCUUACUUAUCGAUGAUACGCCCAAAGGACGAGGAAAGAGGGAGGGAUUCCCUAGAGGUGGUGGUAGCGCGCGAGGAGGGCGAGGAAGAGGCCGUGGUGGUCGUGGAGGACCAAGAGGAGGUCGCGGCGGUCGUGGUCGUGGAAGGCGUUAA